Hemicordylus capensis (graceful crag lizard) is the source of this 2771-nucleotide messenger RNA. It is a transcript of the gene ANXA6, whose product is annotated as annexin A6. The coding region runs from base 422 to 2443 and encodes 673 amino acids. The transcript has 27 exons. Gene Ontology annotation, biological process: neural crest cell migration; apoptotic signaling pathway; mitochondrial calcium ion homeostasis. Gene Ontology annotation, cellular component: cytoplasm; focal adhesion. The record is from RefSeq and is a predicted model, not a curated record. Lineage: Eukaryota; Metazoa; Chordata; Lepidosauria; Squamata; Cordylidae. Gene Ontology annotation, molecular function: phosphatidylserine binding; GTP binding; calcium ion binding.
UCUGAAGCCUGAACUUGGCAGGGCCCAAGGGAGGCAGGAAGCCAGGAAGGAGGCUGGCAGAUUUCCCUGCAGCAGACCCUCUGCCCAGACUAUCCAGUACAGCCAGCAAAAUUUGGCAGGCCACCCAGCAGGGAUUUCUGCAGCAAGUGUCAGUCUCCCACCUGGAGACGAGAGGGUGGUACCAAGGGCCAGCCAGGAUUGGAAGGCUCUGGAGCGAGUGACGUUGCUACUCUAGCAGAGCGGAGGAGAGGAAGCAGCUGCAUUGCAUUGAGGUCAGCCUUUGCUCUGCUAUAUCGAGUGCCGGGCUGCCAACCUUGCAGCAGGAGACUGAAAGGGACUGCUCUUUUUUGCCUCCGUCCAACAGAAGAGGCCUUGGCCUGCAACAUCCUCCAUCUUCUCUACUUAUACCUGUCCAGAAACCAUGUCAAGUAAAGGAAAGGCUGGAAGAUAUAGAGGAUCAGUGAAGGAUUUCUCAGACUUUGAUGCCAACCAAGAUGCUGAAGUAUUAUACAAUGCUAUGAAGGGAUUUGGCAGUGACAAAGAAGCCAUACUUAAUCUCAUAAUAUCCAGAAGCAAUAAGCAAAGAAUUGAGAUCUGCCAAGCCUACAAGUCUCUGUAUGGAAAGGAUCUGAUUGCAGACCUGAAGUAUGAAUUGACUGGCAAAUUUGAGCGUCUGAUUGUAGGUCUAAUGAGGCCAUUGGAGUACUUUGAUGCCAAGGAAAUCAAAGAUGCUCUUAAGGGCAUCGGAACUGAUGAGAAGUGCCUGAUUGAGAUCCUGGCAUCUCGGACCAAUCAACAGAUCCAUGCUCUAGUGGAGGCCUACAAAGAUGCUUACGAGAGCAACCUGGAAGAAGAUGUCAUAGCAGAUACUUCAGGACACUUCAAAAAGAUGCUCAUUGUGCUCCUUCAAGGCACUCGGGAAGAAGAUGAUGUUGUGAGUGAAGAGUUAGUGGAACAAGAUGCUAAGGACCUGUUUGAAUCUGGAGAGGCAAAAUGGGGCACAGAUGAGGCUGAGUUUAUCUAUAUUCUUGGAAACCGAAGCAAACAACACCUUCGGCUGGUCUUUGAUGAGUAUCUGAAGAUUGCAGGCAAACCCAUUGAGCAAAGCAUCCGUGGAGAGCUGUCUGGGGACAUUGAGAAACUGAUGCUAGCAGUAGUAAAGUGCAUCAGGAGUACACCAGCGUAUUUUGCAGAGAGACUCUUUAAAGCCAUGAAGGGCUUGGGAACAAGGGACAAUACGCUGAUUCGGAUCAUGGUGUCACGCAGCGAAAUUGACAUGUUGGACAUCCGGGAGAUAUUCCGCACUAAAUAUGAGAAGUCUCUUCACCACAUGAUUGAGAGCGACACAUCUGGUGAAUACAAAAAAGCAUUGCUGAAGCUCUGUGGGGGAGAUGAUGAUGCUGCAGGUGAGUUCUUCCCUGAAGCUGCGCAGGUGGCCUAUCAGAUGUGGGAACUUAGUGCAGUGGCCAAAGUAGAGCUGAAAGGAACCGUUCAUCCAGCAGCAGGUUUCAAUGCUGAUGCUGAUGCAAAAGUGCUCAGGAAAGCAAUGAAAGGCUUGGGCACUGAUGAGAAUGCCAUCAUUGAAGUUGUCACUCAGCGGAGUAACACCCAGAGACAAGAAAUCAUACAGGCAUACAAGUCUCAUUUUGGCCGGGAUCUGAUUGCAGACCUGAAAUCUGAAAUAUCAGGGGCCUUGGCAAAGCUUAUCCUUGGGCUGAUGAUGACACCAGCACAGUAUGAUGCCAAACAGCUGAAAAAAGCCAUGCAGGGUGCUGGGACUGAUGAAAGUGUUCUCAUUGAAAUCUUGGCAACUCGGAACAACCAGGAAAUCCAAGCAAUUAAUGCAGCAUAUAAUGAAGCCUACCACAAGUCUUUAGAAGAUGCACUGAGUUCUGAUACUUCAGGACAUUUCAAAAGGAUCCUCAUCUCUUUAGCUCUGGGAAACCGUGAUGAAGGAGGAGAGGACUUUAAAAAAGCUCAUGAGGAUGCCAAGGUCGUUGCUGAAACCUUGAAACUGUCUGAUGUUUCCAGUGAUGACUCGACAUCGCUAGAGACACGCUUCCUGAGCAUUUUGUGUACGCAGAGCUACCCUCAACUCAGGAGAGUCUUCCAGGAGUUCAUUAAGGCAACUAACCAUGAUAUCGCACAUGCCAUCAACAAGCGGAUGUCUGGAGAUGUGCGAGACGCCUUUUUAGCCAUUGUGCGGAGUGUCAAGAACAAGCAUGCUUUUUUCGCCGACAAGCUGUAUAAAUCCAUGAAGGGUGCUGGCACAGACGACAGAACUCUCGUCCGGAUCAUGGUCUCAAGAAGUGAAAUUGAUCUGUUGAACAUCCGGCGUGAAUUUUGGGAAAUAUACGACAAAUCACUCUACCACAUGAUUGAGAAGGAUACCUCAGGAGAUUACUGCAAAGCAUUACUCGCCAUUUGUGGAGGAGAAGAUUAAGCAAUUGGCAACUGUUGUAGAAGCUCGUCCUCACGUCUGAGCACUGUCUGAGCACCGUUACUCACAUAUGUGCAGUCUAGAUGUCACUGUUGCUUUUAGGAGCUUCAGAGGAGCUGAGAAGAUUCACUUUGUGCUAGAAAAAAAAUGUAUCACACAAGAGCUUAACACUGCAAGCAGCUAAGACCACAGGGAUUUCUCAGUCAUAUGGUGGGGGGACAUGGUUUAAAUUUGUGCAAAACUGACUCACGUGCAAAUGUCCAAUGAUGUAACACUGAUACGGGCUGUUUUAAACCAAAGAAAUAAACAGUUAAUGUUUCUGGCCAUGAAA